UUUCGUUUUGCCAACUCCAUAAGCGAAAGUUUGACAUUAGAAACCGGAAGCUCAAAAUGCAACAUUCAUUGAUCUAUAAGACUGAGUUGGCCCAUGACGACAGCAUCUGGACCUGUGCUUGGAACAGAAAUGACAAAGAGAACACAGAGAAUAUUGUAACGGGUGGUGUUGAUGACAAAGUUAAAAUAUGGAGAUGGGCUGAUGAGAGGUUGGAACUGAAGCACACAUUAGAUGGUCACCAGCUUGGAGUUGUCUCAGUUGACAUUAAUGCAACCGGCACAUUGGCUGCCUCCAGUAGUCUUGAUAGCCAUAUCCGGAUAUGGGAUAUAGAAGCAGGGAAGCAAGCAAAAAGUAUAGACUCAGGACCAGUUGAUGCCUGGACUGUCACAUUCUCACCAGACACAAGGUUUCUUGCCUCGGGCAGCCACACUGGGAAGAUCAACCUGUUUGGUGUGGACAGUGGGAGAAAAGAAUCCUCAUUAGACACCAGGGGCAAGUUUGUCCUCAGUAUAGCAUAUAGUCCAGAUGGUCGCUACAUUGCAAGUGGAGCCAUUGAUGGGAUUGUAAAUAUAUUUGAUAUGACAACAGGAAAACUCAUGCACACCUUAGAAGGUCAUGCUAUGCCUAUACGAUCUCUCUGCUUCUCUCCUGACUCCCAAUUACUGGUCACAGCCUCAGAUGACAGCCAUAUAAAAAUAUAUGAUGUUCAACAUGCUAAUCUGGCAGGAACAUUAUCUGGUCAUGGAUCCUGGGUCACCUAUGUGUCAUUCUCUCCAGACAACACCCACUUUGUCUCCUGUUCGUCAGAUAAAACUGUAAAGGUUUGGGAUUCUGGAUCAAGACAUUGUAUGCACACAUUCUACGACCAUGCAGAUCAGGUAUGGGGAGCCAAAUAUAACAGUACAGGGACUAAGAUAGUGUCAGUGUCAGAUGAUAAGUGUGUCCAUAUAUACGAUGCAGCUGUGUAAUUAAUAUGCCUGUAUAUGGACCCUGUAUAUAUAAUGUACAUGUAUAUCAUAUAUAUGUAUAUAUACAAAGUGAAACAUGAUUACAAGAUGCCUAUGACAGAACAGUUGCAUAGAGCAGUGGCCAUAUGAAUGAUUCUCAUAAAAAUGUCCCUGGUUUACUUAAACAUUACCUACUCCUACGAGGAACAAAGUAAAUCUCUCUGAAUUUCAGUUUCGGUUAAAUGGAUGUGAAUUUCAAAUUGAAAUAAAAUAGAAUUAUUUUAUAAUAAUUUUAUUAUGUCAUUUAAACUUCAAUCAGCAGGUGAUUCAAGGUCAAACUAUACCGAAGUAAUACUGUUUAUUAGUUAUUGUGUACAUGUAUAUAUAAAUUGAGAUACUUAAAAUGAUUCAUAUCAAUUUAAGUUUAAAUCCUUUGAAUAUUCACUUUAUUUUAUCAAAAUCUUCACCGCCAAAUCUUGUAUUAUAAUGUAGUGAAGAAGAAACGUCAAAUUGUCAUUGUUAUCUUUUUUGUGCCUACUGUCCUCUCAGCUUUUAUGUUGUGUUUUGGAAACUCACCUAUACACA
Owenia fusiformis is the source of this 1532-nucleotide messenger RNA. The record is from the annotation of a GenBank genome assembly. Lineage: Eukaryota; Metazoa; Annelida; Polychaeta; Sabellida; Oweniidae.